This is a messenger RNA of Tarenaya hassleriana, 2407 nucleotides long. Its product is annotated as protein DENND6A. The record is from RefSeq and is a predicted model, not a curated record. The coding region runs from base 407 to 2275 and encodes 622 amino acids. Gene Ontology annotation, cellular component: recycling endosome. Lineage: Eukaryota; Viridiplantae; Streptophyta; Magnoliopsida; Brassicales; Cleomaceae. The transcript has 4 exons. Gene Ontology annotation, molecular function: guanyl-nucleotide exchange factor activity.
GUGUAAUGAUAUUUAAAAAAAACCAACAUGCUUACCGAAUAGUUCAUGAAUUAUCGCAGCGAUUCGGAAACACUUCCUGAUUCAACCGAAAUCCAUCAGGGAUCCCUCCGGCAUCUCUUCAAAGAGAUCAGAGGUUUCCGUUUCGGAAAUUUCCUCUGAUAUUCGAACCUUGGCCAUAUCGAGUGGCGGAUUCUCACAGAUCGAGAAUUGUUUACGCGAAAAUUCCAUCUGGGUAUUGCCAUUGAGGGAUUUAAUUCAGGCCCUGCAAGUUCUUCGAUGAACUUUGCUGGGAAUUAUUUUCCGGGAUUCAGUGGUAUGAGCUCAACAAACACAACAAGCCAUCAUGAAAAUGUAACUGGAAGAGUUUUUGAUUGAUGGGUAGGAGAGUUUCUCGGUUUCCUGUGAAAUGAGUCAAUCUCCAUCGUUUUCUGUGAAGCCGGAGCUGAGCACAAGGCCCGACCACGAGUCCUUGAAAGGAUGGGUUCAUGCAUUCUGCAUCAUUAGGUUUGAUCUGGAGCAGGGCCAGCUCUUAGAAGAAUGUUAUCCACCUGACUCCCUCUCUCAAGAAGAGGAAAUUGAGGUAUCUUUCAACUCGUUUCCGGAUUCUGUCUCACAAAAUCAUAACCGUGCAAGCAUACAUGACUGCAUUUUCUUCUUCCGGUUUCGUAAGCGGAAAAGGAACACUCAAGAGGGAGAGAGCGGUAAUGGUUCUGAGUACUUAUACGGUUAUGUAUUUAAUAGGCAGAGGCAUGAUGAAAGAUUGAAGCGGGGUGGGGAACAGAAGUCUGUGGUGAUAUUGUCCCAUACUCCUUACUCGAGUGUGUUUAGGCCUUUGCUUCAAAUCGUUGGUCCUUUGUAUUUUGAUGUCGGAAAGAAGGCUAUUGAACAUAUUGCCGGUUACAUUUCUGUGUGGCCUGCUCCUGUGCCGGGUAAGCUAAUGGAGCUGCCCAUCGGUAAUGCAAUGCUUAAGGUGAACUUACCACCUGCUCACAGUUUGCCGAUGGAAAAUGGGAUUUUGUAUGAGGAGUCUGCUUCUUCCAUGGCUCCAUUACUUCCUACAAAUCAGUCAAUUCCUCAAGGUCUUUUCCAUGACUCAGAUAUUUUCGGCAUCUAUCGGGGGCUUUUGUUGCAAUUAUGGACCUUAUGGGAAUUGCUACUUAUAGGCGAACCCAUUCUCAUUAUAGCUCCAACGCCUCCUCAAUGUUCCGAGGCAGUUGCUAGUCUCGUGAGUUUGGUUGCUCCCCUCUUCUGUAGCAUCGACUUCAGACCAUAUUUCACUAUCCACGAUCCGGCAUUUGCUCAACUGAAUUCACUUCGAGAAGGGGAUGCCUUCCCACCAAUGGUUUUGGGUGUCACGAACCUCUUUUUCCUAAAAGCUCUUCGGAAUAUCCCUCACAUUGUCUCAGUUGGAACCCCGGCUCCAAACCCUAAUCGUAUUUCCCUCACUAGUAGGUCGACCGGUAGAAUUCCGGGCAGGGCUGAAGGGCUAGGCGUUCAACAGCUUUCCUUGCGAAAAUUUUCUCCUUCCAGUCUAUUAAACGCCGUGAGACUUAGACGAGAUGGACCCUUAUGCCUCAUGACAGAACACAAGGAAGCUGUCUGGACCACCUACUCUCCAAUAACCAAACCCGAUACUUCAGUUUUGAAUAGACUUAUUGAUGCCGGGAUGUCUCCAAGGGUUGAGGAGUCGAUGUCGGUGGUUAAUAACGACAUAUUGCGCCGACAUUUCUUGGAAUUAACAACGAAUUUCUUGGCACCUUUUGGUCCAUAUUUUCAGGUGAAUGCCCCUUCUGAUGGAUCUUCUCCCUACGUUUCUCCUCCUCCCCUUCCAUCCUUCAGUGGCGAUGAAUUCCUCUCUAAUAUAUUUGCAAGAGGAGUGGGGAGGUUCAUGUCGAAGCGGAUGAAGUCCAACUGGUUAGACUUGUAUAGGCGGUUUCUAAGAGGGCCCAACUUUAUGCCAUGGUUCCAAAGACGACGAGCUGUUGCAGAGCAAGAACAGAAUCGGCUAUGGAGGAUGGCCAGAAUGAAGACCGAUAUGAUGCACCUCACGUCUAAAAUGAAUGAAUUGGAAGCCGUGGAUUCCUUCAACGCCAUUGAAAAGUACCUUAACGAGGAAAUGAAGCUGGAGGAAUAUGGAGGAGAAGGCUCGGGAGCAGGGGAGAGAUGCCGGAAACUGAGGAAGGAUUUGAAGGCAGUGUUUGACGUCCUUCCACGGGACAUGCAGCAACUUCUUCUCUCAAACCCGCAAAGAGCUUCUCUUCUCUCCGAAGAUUGAGGAUUGAGGUUUUUUUCCCUUCCGUUGCUCUGUUUUUAGAUGUUUCAAAGCAAGAGUCGGAAUCACAUCGACAGAAGUGUUAUAUCAUAUGAAGAUUCCAAAAAAUUGAUCUAUUCAACUCUUUCUGCUCAA